AUGAGUCAUUUACGUGCUCAACUCUCAAGUGUUAACACCAGCUGCCACCUUGUGCUCUCGGUGCCCGUACCCCUUCCUGCGCUGCGAUAUCAGUCGGCAGCUGCGAGUGUUGCAAAGAAACAGGACUUCUUCGCCAGCCUGGAUGAGACCCUAUUGGCCCGAGCAGAAGCAUUCGCUGCAGUUGACAUCGCCGUGUCCCAAGGCAAGAGCCAUCCCUUCAAGCCAGAUGCCACGUACCAUACUAUGAACAGCGUGCCAUGCUCCUCCAACACCACCGUGCCACUCGGACAUCACCAGCACCAUCAGGUGCUGGAGCCCGGGGACCUCCUGGAACACGUCACCUCCCCGUCCCUAGCAUUGAUGGCCAGUACCGGACAUGAAGGAGUCCGCGGCGGCGAAGGAGGUGGAGGGGCAGGAGUUGGUGGCGGAGGCUUGAUCUCUACCUCGGCAGAUCCGCACAGCCACAUGCACGGACUGAGCCACCUUUCCCACCAGGCAGCCAUGAACAUGACCUCUGCCCUUCAGCACCCUGGACUGUCACCCCUAGUUUGCUCCUCCGCUGCUUGAAUCGCUCAGCAAAGGCUUCCAACUCGCGCGGGUCAGUCUCUGAGUCGCAGACACACAAGACUCCCUUUACGUACAGUCCUGGAACGGAUCUUGCGGAGCAAACUGAAGUAGAAUAGCACCACCGUGCCACUCGGCCCUCACCAUCACCAACAUCAUGUGCUUUCGCCCGGGGACCUCCUGGAACAUGUCACCUCCCUGUCCCUAGCAUGGUCGCCACUCAUCACUGCAAUGGGGGGCAGGUGGCUUCGGCAGGCUAGGUGUCUGCGACUCAGAGACUGACCCGCGCGAGUUGGAAGCCUUUGCUGAGCGAUUCAAGCAGCGGAGGAGCAAACUAGGGGUGACAGUCCAGGGUGCUGAAGGGCAGAGGUCAUGUUCAUGGCUGCCUGGUGGGAAAGGUGGCUCAGUCCGUGCAUGUGGCUGUGCGGCUCUGCCGAGGUAGAGAUCAAGCCUCCGCCACCAACUCCUGCCCCUCCACCUCCUUCGCCGCCGCGGACUCCUUCAUGUCCGGUACUGGCCAUCAAUGCUAGGGACGGGGAGGUGACGUGUUCCAGGAGGUCCCCGGGCUCCAGCACCUGAUGGUGCUGGUGAUGUCCGAGUGGCACGGUGGUGUUGGAGGAGCAU
Messenger RNA from Xenopus laevis (African clawed frog), 1188 nucleotides. RefSeq names its product POU domain, class 4, transcription factor 1-like. The coding region runs from base 1 to 567 and encodes 188 amino acids. The record is from RefSeq and is a predicted model, not a curated record. The transcript is spliced from 2 exons. Lineage: Eukaryota; Metazoa; Chordata; Amphibia; Anura; Pipidae.